CUCCAGGGGAGCAGAGCUCACAGCCGAGCUGCUGGAGACUCAGGAAGCUGCAGAUGAACCAUGUUGGUGCUGCUGCUGGCUGCUGCUCUGCUGGGAGGAUACAUCUUCCUCACAAAGACGAUCUUCAGAGGCGCUAAAUGUCGAGGAAACGCAGCGAUGGCCGGAAAGACCGUCAUCGUCACAGGAGGAAACACGGGCAUCGGUAAAGCCACGGCGCUGCACCUGGCCCGGAGGGGGGCCCGGGUGAUCCUGGCCUGUCGGAACCGGGACAAGGCCCAAGCUGCCAUCGCUGAUAUACAACAGGAAACAGGAAGUACUGACGUCCUCUACAUGCUGCUGGACCUCGCCAGCCUCAAGUCCGUCCGCUGCUUCACUGAGACGUUCCUGAAGACCGAGGGUCGGCUUGACCUGCUCAUCAACAACGCUGGUUUGGUCGCUGACGGACGGACGGAGGACGGCUUCGGCAUCGAGUUCGGAGUGAACCACCUGGGUCACUUCCUGUUGACCUGCCUGCUGCUGGACAGGAUGAAGGAGGCCGGGGGGGGACGGGUGGUCACCCUGUCCUCCAUGGCUCACCGCUGGGGACACAUCGACUUCGAGGCUCUGGCGGAGGACAAACACCUGGGCACCGGCUGGUACAGCUGGCAGUUCUUCAUGGCGUACUGCAACAGCAAACUCUGCAACGUCCUCUUCACCCACGAGCUGGCCAAGAGGCUGAAAGGAACCAACGUCACCUGCUACAGCGUGCACCCUGGUGUCGUCCGCACUGAGCUGUCCAGAUACGUCGGCCUGUGGCAGAAGAUUUUCAUCGAGCCCAUUGCUCGGCUGCUGUUCCUCGACCCGGAGGCCGGAGCUCAGACCACGCUGCACUGCGCCCUGCAGGAGGGAAUCGAACCUCUGAGCGGACGUUACUUCUUCUGCUGCGGCGUACAGGAAGUGUGCGCCCGGGCCAGAGAUGACGCGGUGGCCCGUAAACUGUGGGAGGUCAGCGAGAGGCUCAGUGGACUGUCUUAGUGUUUGGACUCAUUGACCAUGAACUGUCCCUGUGUCUGUCCCACUGUGAAUACAUUCAUGACCACGUUCUGUCUGCAUCGUUCAUUUACUGUCUCGUGUUUCACUGUCACAUGGAACCAAGUACAUCUACUCACUUUCUGUACUGAAGUACAUUUAUCUUCAGGUAAAUUCACUUAUACUUCACUACAUAGAUCAUCAAAUAGCUGUACUUUCUACUGAAAUACACGUUCACAUAGUUUUUCUUAUAUAUAUAAAGAUGAUUAGUAGUUUGACGGGUAUUUGUCAUCUGAUCCAAUCAGAGAAAGCAGGUAACAUUAAGCCCUGUCUCCUUCAAGUAAUGCAUCAAGUAAUACACCAACAGUAAUGCAUCAAGUAUUACAUCCAGUAUAACAUCAAGUAUUACAUCAGGAAAGCGGAGACUUUGUCAUCAUGACUCAGCAGAUUGUUUAAUCACUCUAAAAGUAAUUUUAAUUUAAUCACUCACUCAUUCUGUCGUAAUAUCCAAAUAUUUAUUGACGUUUUUAUACACUAAAAAGUGAAGUCAGUGUUUCCCACAAUGCAUCAUGAUGGUCACUGAGCAGAAUGUACCAUCAUGCAUUGCAUUGACAGCAAGAGAAUGUGGGCGAGACGAGGGAAGCGAGGGAGGAGCCGGAACAAACCAGCCUGAGGACGUUUGUGAUUUCAUUGUUGUUAUUGUUAUAUUGGAAAGUUCUUCCUCAUUCGUGCAGGUUUCAGCAACACACCGUCGCCUGGGUGUGUGUGUGUGUGUGUGUGUGUGUGUGUGUGUGUGUGUGUGUGUGUGUGUGUGUGUGUGUGUGUGUGUGUGUGUGUGUGUGUGUGUGUGUGUGUGUGUGUCUGUGUGUGACUGUGUGUGUCUUCUGUGCUGCUGCAGGAUUUCACACAGGAUCAACAGCUCAGUGGAACGUGUUGGAAGAGGAGGACGGUUCUGCUCAGCACCGCAACAAGAACACAAAUACAUUUAAAUUCAGUAAAUACCAAUAACAACAGGUCCAAUACAAACACAUACUACUGUAUACUGUGAAGGAGAAGGUCUGUACACCUCUACCUGUCGCUAGUGUCAGCCUCACAUCCGGAGCAGGUCCAGAGCUCCACUGGGUUUCUGGGAUGAGCAGGUUAGAAACCAGUCUAAUUUACCAGUGACCGGAUCACCUGCUGCUUCCCUGGCUUCCUGAGACUGAGGCAGACGACUCAAAUGUUCAAACUCUGAUCUUCAACCGUUUGUGACAGAAGCUUCUUCUACUUAAAAAGGGCACAACUCUGUUUCUGUUUCAUAGAUUUUAUUAUUUUGAUCACAAUAUUAAAAUCACAUCACUCGGCUGCUGUUGAAUAAACACUUUUACAGACAGAAUCAUUUUGGCUUCAUCACAUCAAACAGACAAAUGUUCAUACAUGUUGGAUUAUUUCAUAUGUGAACAGACUUUAUGUGAUUAAACAUGAAUCAUGUCUCAUGUGUGAGUUUUAAUAAAGUUUGUUGAAUGUGAACAAUGA
This is a messenger RNA of Pleuronectes platessa (European plaice), 2523 nucleotides long. RefSeq names its product dehydrogenase/reductase SDR family member 13. NCBI's taxonomy places the organism in Eukaryota, Metazoa, Chordata, Actinopteri, Pleuronectiformes, Pleuronectidae. The transcript has 6 exons. The coding region runs from base 61 to 1014 and encodes 317 amino acids. The record is from RefSeq and is a predicted model, not a curated record.